Molecule: messenger RNA, 3533 nt
Organism: Phalaenopsis equestris
Lineage: Eukaryota; Viridiplantae; Streptophyta; Magnoliopsida; Asparagales; Orchidaceae
Product: beta-galactosidase 2-like
Exons: 17
Coding region: 421-3099 (892 amino acids)
Biological process (GO): carbohydrate metabolic process
Cellular component (GO): cell wall; vacuole
Molecular function (GO): carbohydrate binding; beta-galactosidase activity
Source: RefSeq, a predicted model, not a curated record
AGUGAUCAAUAACGGGAGAGAAAAAGUGUCAUGGCAGCUAAGCGUAGAAUACAUUGACAUGACCAAAAUCGAACAGGUUGAGCCAACUUGCUAGCCAAUGAAUCAAGCCUCAAACUUGGGUUUGAGCUUGUGAUUGAGCUCUCAACUAACGAGGCGGUCAUUAACAAGUCACGCUCCAGCUAACAAGACUCGCUAAUACACCUAGUGAUAUAUUUGCAAAUGCAGCACUAAUUAUAGAAUAAAAAAAUAAUUUUUAGACCGUUCUACAGCUUUAUACCAAAAUCCCACGCCACGCUUUUUCUCAAUCCAGGCCCCACUGUCGAAAUAUUACUUCGCCCCUUUGUCUCUAGCUCUCUCGAUCCAGCCUUCCUUUCUGACUUGAGAAGAAGAAGAAGGACAAAGAAAACAGAGAACUCGGCAAUGGGUUCCAAGCGGCGAUUGCCUGGGAUCUUUCCUGCGGUGACAGUGGCGAUUGCCGGAGUUCUUCUGUCACUGCUGACCCCGGCCGCCGCCGCUGUUGCCUACGACCACAAGGCCAUAAUCAUAAACGGGCAAAGAAGAAUUCUCUUUUCCGGCUCCAUUCACUACCCGAGAAGCACUCCAGAGGUGAGCUUAAAACUGUUCUUACAGGACAAAAAUGGCUUCUUUUACUUCCCCAGUUUUGGCUCUUUUUCACUAAUAAUGUCUGUGGUGAUGUAUCAGAUGUGGGGGGAUCUUAUAGGGAAGGCUAGAGAUGGAGGGUUGGACGUUAUACAAACCUAUGUCUUCUGGAACCGCCAUGAGCCUUCUCCUGGACAGUAUUAUUUUGAGGACAGAUAUGAUCUGGUUCGAUUUAUAAAACUAGUUCAUCAGGCUGGUCUCUAUGUGAACCUCCGAAUUGGCCCCUACAUUUGCGCUGAGUGGAACUUUGGGGGAUUUCCGGUAUGGCUAAAAUAUGUUCCUGGGAUCAAAUUUCGAACUGAUAACGAGCCUUUCAAGGCUGCGAUGCAAAAUUUCACCGCAAAAAUUGUGUCGAUGAUGAAGGCUGAAGGGCUGUUCGAGUGGCAGGGUGGCCCCAUCAUUCUCUCACAGAUUGAGAAUGAGUUUGGGCCGCUAGAAUGGGAUCAAGGCGGGCCAGCAAAAGCCUAUGCGGGGUGGGCUGCACAGAUGGCUACAGGAUUGGACACAGGGGUUCCAUGGAUCAUGUGCAAAGAAGAUGAUGCUCCUGAUCCUAUUAUCAACACUUGGAAUGGUUUUUAUGCGGAUUACUUCAGUCCAAACCAACCUUAUAAGCCCGCCAUGUUUACAGAAGCUUGGACUGGCUGGUUCACAGGAUUUGGAAGUCCAGUGCCACACAGGCCUGUUGAGGACUUGGCGUUUUCCAUUGCAAAGUUUAUUCAGAAAGGAGGCUCUUAUGCUAACUACUAUAUGUACCAUGGAGGAACAAACUUUGGACGCACAGCUGGAGGACCGUUCAUAGCAACUAGCUAUGAUUAUGAUGCCCCAAUUGAUGAAUUUGGUCUUUUGAGACAACCAAAAUGGGGUCAUUUGAAGGACUUGCACAAAGCAAUCAAAUUGAGUGAAACAGCUUUGGUUUCUACUGACCCUGUUGUGACUACACUGGGAAAUUCGCAAGAGUCACAUGUUUUCAGGUCAAAUUCUGGAGAUUGUGCAGCUUUUCUUGCCAAUUAUGAUACUGAAAUUUAUGCAAAGGUUACCUUUAAUGGAAUGCGUUAUGAUCUUCCCCCUUGGUCCAUCAGCAUCCUUCCAGACUGCAAAACCACAAUUUUCAACACUGCCAGGGUAGGAGCUCAGACCUCACUGAUGAACAUGAAUCCUGUUGGAAAUUUUUCAUGGCUAUCAUACAGUGAUGAUAUCAAUUUUGAUGAUGAAAAAUCAUUCACCACAGUGGGAUUAUUGGAACAACUUAAUAUGACCAGAGAUAAAACUGAUUACCUAUGGUAUAGGACAAAUAUUGAUAUAGCAGAAAACGAAAGCUUUUCGAAAAGUGGAGCCUAUCCGGUUCUAACAGUGAUGUCCGCAGGUCACUCUUUGAACGUUUUUAUCAAUGGGCAGCUAGCAGGCUCGGCUUAUGGCGGUUUGCAGGAUCCAAGACUCACAUAUUCUGGAAAUGUGAAGUUGUGGGCGGGUAACAACACGAUUUCUAUCUUAAGUGCAUCGGUUGGACUCCCGAAUGUUGGGGAACAUUUCGAGACUUGGAAUGUAGGAGUUCUUGGUCCGGUCAUGUUAAAUGGACUUGACGGAGGACGAAGAGAUCUUACAUGGCAGAAAUGGACUCAUCAGAUUGGUUUGAAAGGUGAAGCUCUGAAUCUUCACACUCUCACGGGUAGUUCUUCAGUCGAGUGGGGAGAAGCACUUCUAAAACAGCCAUUAAUAUGGUACAAGGUGAAUACUAUUCCAAAUGAAAUUCAAAUACAUUUAAAAACUUUUAAAGCAAAAUUUUUCUUAUUCUCAUUUUCACAGGCCUUUUUCGAUGCACCAGAGGGAAAUGAUCCGUUGGCGAUCGAUAUGAGUAGCAUGGGAAAGGGGCAACUAUGGAUAAAUGGGCAAAGCAUAGGCAGAUAUUGGCCUGGUUAUAUUGCAACUGGUGAUUGCAGUCAGUGCGACUAUCGUGGAGAAUUCAAUGAGACUAAGUGCCUAAGUAAUUGUGGAGAACCCUCUCAGAAAUGGUAUCAUGUUCCUCGCUCCUGGCUAAACCCAACAGGCAAUUUACUGGUUUUGUUUGAAGAGUGGGGUGGAGAUCCAUCUAAUAUUUCCAUGGCAACUCGAACUGUCGGAAGUAUUUGUGCUCAUGUAUCUGAAUGGCAGCCAUCGAUGAUUAGUUGGCGAACUAAAGACUAUAAAAAUCCAAAAGUCCAUCUAAAUUGUGAGCAAGGAAAAAAGAUGACGAACAUAAAGUUUGCUAGUUUUGGAAAUCCUCGAGGUUCAUGUGGUAACUACUCAUUGGGAAGCUGUCAUGCCAAGAAAUCCGAGGAUGUAUUUGUAAAGAAAUGUGUAGGCCAGCAAUCGUGCUCUGUGGCAGUUAUUUCCGAAGUUUUCGGAGGAGACCCCUGCCCGGGUGUAUUGAAAGUUUCUGUGGUGGAGGCCAUUUGUAAAUAAGGCUACCAUGGUUGCAUAAACAAAGGAAAGAAAGGUUUGAUAUUCACUUUGAUCUCUUAUACACAUUGAGAAUUCAGUAAAGAUUUUUAAAAGCUGAGCUUCAAAGUAGUAACACUACUACUACCAUUGAUGGAUUAAGAGAUAAGCUAGAAGCAAAGACAUGAUAGUUUGAUACAAUAAGGAUAUGAAAUGCUGAAAAUAUAGGGGUCCUUUCAGAAGUUUAAAUGAUAUGAAGCAACAUCCAAUUAGUUUUUGUUUUUUUUUUCCUUUUUAGAUGAUCAUUUUGACUCAAGAUUUGUAUGAUCUGUACUGAGAAUAAUGUAAAACCAAUAUAUAUUCAGUCAAAAUGUCUAUAAAUUGUAUUAAGAGAUUAUGUGCACAAGCAUCACAGUCUUGUAAAAAUUCUUUCUUGUAAAACUUGAUAUGUUGAACAU